Molecule: messenger RNA, 2503 nt
Organism: Paramacrobiotus metropolitanus
Lineage: Eukaryota; Metazoa; Tardigrada; Eutardigrada; Parachela; Macrobiotidae
Exons: 4
Coding region: 385-1791 (468 amino acids)
Source: RefSeq, a predicted model, not a curated record
UUUUGGCACUACACUUGCGUUUUAUAUGGACAGACCUCACUAUACUCAGUAUUACUCACAUCUAGCAAGCGGGUUCUUUCCAGACUUGUAAUAUACAUUACAAUGCAGGAAGAGUAUGCGUGAGGGAAUAGAUAAAACAAAUCUCCGUGUUACAUUUUAACUUUCCCGACUGUUACGUAGCACACGUCACAGUCUAUCACGCGUUAUUUGAUACAGCAGCUCAAAUAAUACAGGUCGAAUGCAGCUGUUUUUGCAGUCUUCUUAUCUCUGGAUGUUUAUUUGCAUUUGACCUUUAGCUAACGGUUUCAAUGCUACAAUGUUCAAUGAUAGGCUUCAAUAGUAAUAUAAGACAAACGCAUGUAUGUUUCAAAAUAAAGCGUGAGUAUGUUCCCGUUGAAAGCCAAAUUGAUGCCGAAGAGGGUUAUUUCCAGCGAGUCAUUUGAUUUCCUGAUGGAUUCAGCCUUUGUCAGUGCUGGAGGAUCUCUCCCUAGUUUAGCUGAACUCGGUUGGUGUCCGUGCCGGUCUUACAUUCGUCUACUACUCGGAAAGCACUGCUCCACAGCAGCGGGAUCCUCGUUUACCAAAGUGAAAACAUUUUAUCAUGAUUUGUUUUGGUCCAUACGGUUUGUGCUGCCGAUCCUAAUUUUUAUGGAGUUUUUCAUUGAUUUCGGCGACUGGUUAAUGCAUGACGAAAACCUGACCGGCCUUUCGUCCCGCCAUGUUCGGGGUGAACAAAGUUAUAUUAUUACCGUGUUUGCGUACCUGCGCAGCCAGUUUACCUGUUUUGUGGCCUUGAACUCCACACUGAUCUUUAUUAAACGCGCUCCGAAGUUUGUUCGCUGCAUGGAUGCCUUGGUAGAGUUGCGCAGGGCGGUGGUCGAUGCGAAAUACCGAAGUGCCACUAGAUCCACAUUCCGGUUAAAAUGCGCGUAUGCUGCAAUUGGAUAUGUGUGCCUUUGCAGUCUAUUGCGAUUAAUUUAUUACCUGUACUCGACGUACGAGGACCGAGCCAGUUUCUGGAAUCCUACCAAAUAUUUUCUGUUUAUGCUCCCGGAAGGAGUGGUCAUGCUGAUGAUCCAGAUAACCGUGAUUAUCAGUGAGCUAUCGCUGAUACCGCUGUAUUUCUUUUUUGUUGCCGUUUGUACAGUCUACACACAAUGCUGUAAGGCAUAUAAUAUUCAUCUACACGAAAUUAUCCAGACAAAAAUUGUAAAUUAUCCAUCAAAAGGGGAAACCUUUGAUUUUGAUGCUACUUUCCAAGAACUUAUGAAGAAAGAAAUUCUCUUUAUUGACGUCUUAAAAGAACUGGACCGGGCUUUUUCGAUAUUCCUGGCUUCUUUGUUACUGGGUAAUUCUGCUAUGCUGGCGUCAGUGAUUGCACAAGGGUUUAUGCGAGCAGUUUUUGCCACGCCUCUGGAUGCCGCGUUGUUUUUGGGCUCUUUAAGCAAUCCUAUAAUUUCCCUGCUAACCCUGAUAACAUUUGCAACAAUUCUACAUGAAACCAGUUUGGAAUCAAAAAGUCUUUGGACAUCUUUGGUUGCAAAUCGACAGUUCUGCAGAGGGAAGAAAUUUGAUUCAGAAGAAGGAGAAAAACUCCUAACGAUUUUGCACAUCACGGAAAGUCGUCCUCACUCACUCAGUGUUAUACGAACUGUCAAUAUGGAGCGCGGAUUCGGGAUAACACUCGUUAUGGGGUUCUUUGGAUUCGUUUGUUUCCUGAUCGAGCGAUCAGAAAACUUCAAAGCUCAGGUGGAUUUGGUGAUGGGAGCACUUAACGCCACAAUGAGCUGAUCAAUCUCCUAAACAGCUGCUGAACGUAACGGAAACCUGUGGCUGCAACACUGGUGUAUGUGUCGCUCCAGAAAAUUUAUUGUUGGACAUACUUAAUACAGUAAUUUAAAACCUGUGCUCAACAAAGAUCUGAUACAGAUGCUGUGAAAAUUCUAUCGGUUUGCAUGUGGUACUCGUACUGAUACAUUUGCGUAAGUACAGUUAUGCAGGGGCCUAAUCCUGCCGGCUAACGCGAGCCACCCGGCUGGAAGUGGACACUCAAUCUGGAAAUUAACCUUGAUACAGAUUCAUGCAAGAGGACGAAUUUAAAUAAGAUGAUUAUCUUUUCAUAAAAAGCAUACUUAAUCUUUAAGGACUUUUUUCGCCACCCUGUUCUUGGAGUGGACGAACUGGAGUGGACGAACAUAACUACGAUCAACUGUUGCCAGAAAGGUCACUUCUCCAAAGCGACAUUAAUAUCAAUGCGGUUGUGUAAUGUGUUACGGCAGAAUGUUUGUCUGUUUUCUGGAACACAUGCAGUCGCAUGCAUGUACAAAUAAGCGUGCGCUUUGAAUGGGUCAAAUCCAUCUGAAUUUCAAGUAUUGUGACAAAGACACAAACAAACGUUUAGCAGCUUUUGUCAUUUAAUUCUGACCAUGUUUACGCUCAUAUUAGUCAUAUAAUUAUAUGAUAUUGUGUACUUGCAUGCUUUAUGUAAUGUACUCGGUGUUUU